Lepisosteus oculatus (spotted gar) is the source of this 6505-nucleotide messenger RNA. RefSeq names its product ATPase phospholipid transporting 11B (gene atp11b). Gene Ontology annotation, biological process: phospholipid translocation. NCBI's taxonomy places the organism in Eukaryota, Metazoa, Chordata, Actinopteri, Semionotiformes, Lepisosteidae. Gene Ontology annotation, molecular function: ATP binding; magnesium ion binding; ATP hydrolysis activity. Gene Ontology annotation, cellular component: endoplasmic reticulum; plasma membrane; recycling endosome. The record is from RefSeq and is a predicted model, not a curated record.
GAUGCAGGCAGCCAGGCGGAGGGCAGAGCAGAGCGGGGGAGGCGGCGGAGGGAGGAGGCGGUAGAGAGACGCGCACCGGGCGAGCUGGCGCACAAGACCAGCCGCAGACAUCGGGUUGGCGCUUCGCAGCCGGACAUGGGGAGCCCGGACGGCUUUUAAACGCAUGAACGGGCGCCCCGGACGCUUUUGCGUAAACGCGCUCCUGGCCCAGAGCCCUCGCCGGCGGUGACGGGGGGAGAGAGGAGACAUUUCCGUAUGUGUUUGUGAGGGUGUCGCUGGGGGAGCUCACGGAUUUCACCAGGAUGCUGCGCUGGAUCCGACAGCAGCUGGGUUUCGACCCCCCACACCAAAGUGACACCAGGACGGUCUACAUAGCCAACAGAUUCCCUCAACAUGGACACUACGUCCCGCAAAAGUUUGCUGACAAUAGGAUCAUAUCCUCUAAGUAUACCAUUUGGAAUUUUGUUCCCAAGAAUAUGUUUGAACAGUUCAGGAGAAUAGCCAAUUUUUAUUUUCUCAUUAUCUUCCUUGUCCAGCUCAUGAUCGAUACCCCCACUUCUCCGGUGACCAGCGGGCUUCCUCUGUUCUUCGUCAUCACCGUGACGGCGAUAAAGCAGGGUUACGAGGACUGGCUGCGGCACAAAGCGGACAACGAGGUCAACGGAGCCCCGGUGUACGUGGUCCGCAGCGGAGGCCUGGUGCAGACGAGGUCCAAGAACAUCCGGGUUGGGGAUAUUGUUCAAGUAGCCAAAGAUGAAACCUUCCCUGCCGAUUUAGUGCUGCUGUCGUCUGACAGACUGGAGGGGACGUGCCACAUAACCACGGCCAGCUUGGACGGAGAGACGAACUUGAAGACACAUUUUGCCGUCCCCGAGACGGCGGUGUCGCAGUCCAUCUCCCAGCUGGAGGCGCUGGUGGCUGUCGUGGAAUGCCAGCAGCCAGAGGCAGACCUGUACAGGUUUGUCGGAAGGAUAACCAUAACCCAGCAGGGUGAAGAAAUUGUGAGACCCUUAGGACCAGAAAACCUGCUGCUGAGGGGGGCCAGACUGAAAAACACCAAAGAAAUAUUUGGUGUGGCCGUGUACACGGGGAUGGAGACCAAGAUGGCCUUGAACUACAAGUGCAAAUCGCAGAAACGCUCCGCUGUGGAGAAGUCCAUGAACACGUUUCUCAUCAUUUACCUGGGCAUCCUGCUGUUUGAGGCCGUGGUCAGCACCAUCCUGAAGUACGCCUGGCAAGCAGAGCCGAAGUGGAACGAGCCUUGGUACAACGAGAAGACCGAGCAGGAGAGGAACAGCAGCCAAAUUUUGAAGUUCAUUUCGGAUUUUCUUGCUUUCCUGGUGCUCUACAAUUUCAUUAUCCCUAUCUCGCUCUACGUGACUGUGGAGAUGCAGAAGUUCCUAGGCUCCUUUUUCAUUGGCUGGGACCUGGAUCUCUACCACGAGGAGACAGACCAGAGGGCUCAGGUGAACACCUCUGACCUCAACGAGGAGCUGGGUCAGGUCGAGUAUGUGUUCACCGACAAGACCGGGACUCUGACAGAGAAUGAAAUGGAGUUCCGCGAAUGCUCCAUAAACGGCAUUAAGUACCAAGAGAUUAACGGCAGGCUGGUCCCGGAAGGAAUGAUGGAAGACUCUCCAGACGGACCCUUGUCCAAUCUGAGCAGGGAGGAGGAGCUGUUCCUGAAGGCCGUGUCCCUGUGCCACACGGUGCAGAUCAGCUACGACGAGAUGGAUGGUCCCACCGACGCGCUCCGGCAGGCCAACGGGAUCACGCCCCAGAUGGAGUACUACGCCUCCUCGCCAGACGAGAAAGCUUUAGUGGAGGCGACUAAAAGGAUGGGAGUGUCCUUCGCAGGAAGCAAUGGAGAAACUAUGGAAAUUAAAACAUUUGGAAAAUCCGAGAAGUAUAAACUGCUCCAUGUUUUAGAGUUUGAUGCGAAUAGAAGAAGGAUGAGCGUGCUGUUACAGACCCCAUCAGGGGAAAAGAUGCUGUUCACAAAGGGAGCGGAGUCGUCCAUCCUGCCAAAUACAAAAGGCGGAGAAAUAGAUAAAACGCGGAUCCAUGUGGAUGAAUUUGCAUUGAAAGGCCUGAGGACCCUGGUGGUGGCCUGCAGGCGCUUCUCCGCGGAGGAGUACGAGGAGGUGGACCGGCGGCUCCACGAGGCCCGGACGGCUCUCCAGCAGCGGGACGAGCGCCUGGCCGAGGUCUUCAGCUUCAUCGAGAGGGACCUGGAGCUGCUGGGGGCCACCGGGGUGGAGGACAAAUUGCAGGAGAAGGUGCAGGAGACUAUCGAGGCCCUGAGGCUGGCCGGGAUCAAGGUGUGGGUGCUGACGGGGGACAAGCACGAGACGGCCGUCAGCGUCAGCCUGUCCUGCGGUCACUUCCACAGGACCAUGAACAUCCUGGAGCUCCUCCAGCAGAAAUCGGACAACGAAUGUGCCGAGCAGCUGAGGAGGCUUGCCAGAAGAAUUAAGGAAGACCAUGUGAUCCAGCACGGCCUGGUGGUGGACGGAGCCAGCCUGUCUCUGGCGCUCAGGGAACACGAGAGGUUGUUCAUGGAGGUCUGCCGGAACUGCUCGGCGGUGCUCUGCUGCCGCAUGGCUCCCCUGCAGAAAGCAAAAGUCGUGAGGCUGAUAAAGACGUGCCCGGAGAAGCCCAUUACCUUGGCAAUUGGAGAUGGAGCCAAUGAUGUCAGUAUGAUUCAGGAAGCCCAUGUUGGGAUCGGAAUCAUGGGCAAAGAGGGACGACAGGCAGUGAGAAACAGUGACUAUGCAAUUGCAAGGUUUAAAUUCCUUGCUAAGCUACUGCUGGUCCACGGCCACUUCUACUACAUUAGAAUAGCAACCCUUGUACAGUACUUUUUCUACAAGAAUGUGUGUUUUAUCACACCCCAGUUUUUAUACCAGUUCUUCUGUCUAUUUUCGCAGCAAACCCUUUAUGACAGUGUUUAUCUCACCCUGUACAACAUCUGUUUCACCUCUCUGCCCAUUCUGGUGUACAGCCUCUUUGAGCAGCUGGUUCACCCCCACGUGCUGCAGAGCAAGCCAGCGCUGUACAGAGACAUCAGCAAAAACUCCACCCUCUCCUUCAAAACCUUUCUGUACUGGACAGUGCUGGGGUUCUCGCAUGCCUUUGCCUUCUUCUUCGGCUCUUACAUCCUCAUGGGGGAGGACACCUCCCUGAUGGGCAACGGACAGGUCUUGAGAGCUAACAGACAACUGAUGUUUGGGAACUGGACAUUUGGCACUUUAGUAUUCACAGUAAUGGUCAUUACAGUUACGCUAAAGCUGGCUCUGGAGACUCACUUCUGGACAUGGAUGAAUCACUUUGUGACAUGGGGCUCCAUCGCCUUUUACUUCAUCUUCUCCUUGUUUUAUGGGGGAAUUAUUUGGCCGUUUUUACACACACAGGACAUGUACUUCGUCUUCGUUCAGCUUCUUUCCAGUGGAUCAGCCUGGUUCGCCAUUAUCAUCAUAGUCAUCAUCUGUCUGUUCCCUGAUGCCAUCAAGAAGAUCUUUUACAGACAGGUUCAGCCCACAAACACCCAGAAGGCUCAGCUUGUUGAAACCUGUCGGGGCAUCAGCUGCGUGGACUCGGUGUGCUGCUUCUCGGACGGGCAGACAGCUUGCGCACCGCUGGGGAGAGUGCUGGAGCGAGUGAUGGGGAGGUGUGAGCUGUCGAGGGUCCGCAGGUGUGGAGUUUCUCUCAGUAGUCUCUGCUGCAGGCACAUCUCCUAUAAGCUGGAGCGCGGAGAGCCUGCAGCUGUCGAUGUGUAAGAUCCCCGCAGAAUGCGAGGGGUUCGCCGAACUGCCGAACCCCAGGACUAAGGAUUUGGGGUGUGCUGGCAUUUCAAGUUUUAUGGGGAAAAAAUAAAAGUAUAUAGAGAGAGAAAAUAUAUAUUUUUUAGUUUUUCUGAUCCCUAUGGUUCAGUAUUUCGUGUGUUGUAUAUAAUACAGGACUUCUUGGUCUGCCCGCAGGUGUCUUGAUUACUGUGUCUGUAUAAUUCUUUAAAACAACUGUCCUCAUCCCCCUCCCACUAGUAGCCCAAAACAACGCCUGCUCUCCUGAAGGCGUGGGGCUGUAUCUGUGUUUAUCUGUGUGGCUGAGCGGUUUUUAUGUACGAGGUCUGCAAAAGGUUUGAUGUUCAGCAUAACUGGAAAAUGAUACCUUGUUAAAACGUUUUUGCUAUAAUUUGUCACGUUUCAUAUUAUGAAUGUCUUUUAGUGCAUUUUUUUCUUUUUUUUUUCAUCGCAUUAAGCAAAAAACAACCUUGACUUGUAUUAGAAUUUAGAAGAAAAUGCAGUCUUUGCAGUGCCCCUUGGUGAAGAAUUUUUGAAUUUGCUUUCUGUUCAAACCUUUUGUCCAUCUCUCUUAGUUUCUCAUGGUUAAAUAUGUAACAUUCCUUUGCCGGGUGUUUAGAUUGUGUUCUAAAGGUCGUGGCGAAGCUGACCUGUACUCUUUAAAGGUUGAUCCCUUUUCACUAUUCUCCUGCAAUACAAACUCCAGUUUCAGAGUUUAUUCUUAGCCCUUGAAUUGUCAGUCAUUAUUUUCUGGAAAAGCAGCACACUUUGCUAAUUGGACCUCUUUUCUGAAACCCUUUGUGUUAGGAAGGAGCUUCCAGGUAUGAUGACACUCCCUUCUUCGUAGCCCAGAAGAGACGAAACUGGAGGCUCUUUUUCCUUUAAGCAGACUAGACUGUUCUGUUUUUACUGCUGUGUGGGUCCAGGUUUGCCCUUGUUGUGGUAGGGAUGGUAGCAAGAGAAAUAAUUACUUCCCAUUUGUUUUCAAAAGGAAUGUUACAUCUUUAGCAGGUUUAAAUUUUCUAAGUGUGAAGCCUUAUGGGUGUUUUGGGCAUGAGAAGACUAAAUGGGGCUGUCUCUGUUACACUCUAAAUCAUGUGAUGCGUUUUUCCAGUCUCUGUGUCCCUGCAGUGUCCGGAGGUCCAGUACUGCUAUUUUUCUCUCUCUCGUUUCCUGCUUUUUGCUGACCUGUUGGUGAUCAUCUGUGUUUUCUUACUUUUGAGGCAACCAAAUUUGCAGAACAUUGUUUACUCUUUGUGUUGAAAUUUAAGACUAAAUUAAUAUUAAAUACUUUCCAAAGAGGUAUAUUUUUCAAACAUCUCGGUACUCGUGUAUUUGAGUUGGUUUGGACAUAUGGGAAUCACAUACUGUUGUUACUGUAUUCUGCUCUCAUUCUGUAUGCUUACAUGCCUGCUCAACUGGUGCUGAUCAUGUAUGAUUAACUUGUAUAUAGAGCAGAGUUUGAAAUUUGCAUUGAUCUUUUAAUGCACUUGAACUGGCUUAAAAACAGUUCUCCGUUCUGGAGCAGGUUACCUUUGAUCUUAAAACCCCAGCUCCUUUGAUCUUAAAACGGUUGUCUGAACAGUAAGUGUAAUAGAUCACACAUCUUUCCUACUGUGCCCAUUCAGACUUUCUUUUCAAUCUAGUCUUUUACAAUCCCUGUAGACUGGGAGAAAUUGACCCACUUCGUAGCCCAGAGAGUACUAAAAAUAUUCCAGUCCAAGCUGUGCCCACAGCGCGUUCCACAUGAGUUCAGAAAUGUCCAGAGCGUGGGCUGUCGCUAGUGCCUUUCCACACCGCGAACACGAUGUCUCUCUGUUAAAAGGGCUAUUGGAAAAGCUCUGCUAAAUAUAAUAUAUAUUAGGAAUUUGAUAUGAAUAUGAGUACUAUUUUAAAUGCAUGUGUGAAGACGUUGUAAAACUGAAUUAGAGUAAGCCAUAUAUUUUUCUAUUUAUAGAAAAUGUAAAUCGCUGUACAGCAAUAGCCUGAAUUUGUAUUUUUCAUUACAUAUAUGUAUAUAGUGUGUCUAUAUAUAUGCAUUGAAAACAUACAUAUUCCAGGAUGAAAAUGUAUAAUGUUUUUACUUGGACCAAUCACAGCUAGUACUGAUGUUUAUAUACAGUGUAUCUGAGAAAAAGCCAUAGGCUGUGAAAUGUCAGUCACUGCUAUGAUUCCAUUUAAAGCUUGUGCACGGAAACCACUUGCAUUUUGCAUUCUCACCCCAUUUUCACUUUGUGUUUGUCUUUUGGUUUGUCAUUGUGUGAACAAUGCAUCCAGAUCAUCUUCCUGACUUUUCUGAAAGGUCACGAAGGCGUAAGGGUGAGAGAUCACUGACAGGGCAAGGAUGGAUGGUAAAAGUCACACAAUCUGCAGAACAGUGCAAGUAUAUUUAAUAUGCUUGUGGAAUAAAAGCAAACAGAUGCCCUAGGUAUCCACAGAGGAGAUAGUAUCUCACACAACUGUCCAUCUGUCUUUUCCUCAGUUGUGACAGUACAGGGGAGACUUAGGAUAGGAUCUCUGCUGCUUUCAUUAGGGAGAUAUGUACAGUACCUUAAAUCUAGUUUUGAGAUGUUCAACCUUUUCUGUUCAUUGUUGUUGCUGCUUUUAGAUCGUGGAGCGACAUGGAUCCCGUCUAUUCGAAUGACCGAAGCAUCUUGACUCUGUCGGCAGUGGAGGCCUCUCAUUGCUAACGUACAGGGGAC